Molecule: messenger RNA, 306 nt
Organism: Drechmeria coniospora
Lineage: Eukaryota; Fungi; Ascomycota; Sordariomycetes; Hypocreales; Ophiocordycipitaceae
Exons: 1
Coding region: 1-306 (101 amino acids)
Source: RefSeq, a predicted model, not a curated record
AUGGCUUCCCUGCAUCUGGCACCACCGCCACCAUCGGGCACUCGUCGACAGGACGAGGCCACGAGUCGCCGGCCCAUUCUUGGUAUGCCUUCGGCUCCAGAAUCGGUCCCAUCGACCACCUGCUACGACACUCCGCCCUCGAAAGGGGUGGACACGACCCAGUCCCGCUCUCCGGCGGAGGUACGAGUCUUUCCUCGACGCUCGCGCUGGCACGCGGCCACGCGGAGCCGCGAGUCGGUCAUGACGAGCACGCGGCAGAUCGGCUCGCGGAUGGGAAGCCCCGGCCAAGGUCGUGGGUAUUCCUGA